AUGUUCUUAUUUAGUCCUGUUACAUUUAUUUUAUCUAAGACCUUUGAAAAAGAACAAUCUAAAAACAAAGAAGAAAAGAUUUUACUAUCUGAUGAAUAUACAAAUUCAAUAGAGAAAAAUGAAGAACAAAAUGAUGAAGCACAACCUAAAAAGAGAAAAUAA
This is a messenger RNA of Racocetra persica, 162 nucleotides long. The record is from the annotation of a GenBank genome assembly. Lineage: Eukaryota; Fungi; Glomeromycota; Glomeromycetes; Diversisporales; Gigasporaceae.